AAGUAUUCAUUGACAUUUAUAUUUGAAGGUUGCGAAAUUUAUAUGUUAUUACGAAGUUUUACACACUCAAAUGUGGUCAUGAUCUUGAAUUCUUUUGUUUUUCUGUUGUGUUGCCUGUUGGUGUGGGUGUGGAUGAAAUGGCUGCGGGUAAAGAGUUACUGGGCUGAUAGAAAUGUGCUGUACUCACCACCCCAUCCGGUUUUUGGAAGCCUCACUUUCCUUCAGAAGGAGAAUCCUGCAAUAUGGCUGAAGAACUUGUACAAACAGUUCCCGGUUUCCUACUGCGGGGUCUGGCUGUUCUGGCGUCCGUGCCUGGUCAUCAACAGCCCGGACAUCGCCAGGCGGAUCCUGGUGAAGGACUCUGAUAACUUCAGGAAUAGGCACAUAAGCUCUGGGAGCUCGGAUCCUCUGGGAAGCCUCAACAUCUUCACUGUGAAUGACCCACUAUGGACAUCAGCUCGAAAACGUCUUACCACGGUGUUCACGGCAGCUAAACUUCGCGCGUUCCAGUCAGUCGCACUGCACAAAUCCAAACUACUGGUGGAAAGGAUUGCAAUGGACAACAAGAAUGGCGUUAGGACCGAUAUUAGGAAUAUGUUUACCGACUUCACGACAGACGUUGUCGGUGAAACAGUAUUCGGUGUAUCUAGUAACUCCAUAAUGAACGAGGAGGGGCCUCUCAGACACAUCACCAAGGAGCUCAUGACGUACAGCACCUACAGAGGCUUGAGUGCGUGCUGCGUAUUCUUCAUUCCUGAGCUGAUUAAUGUUUUUAGGUUCAAAUUCUUCCCCAAGGACUUGCAAGAUUAUUUAAGGAGUCUGUUCCGACUGACAGUGGAACAACACGGAGGGUAUGAGAAGGAGGUGACUUCGAACAGAGAUCUGAUAGAUGCUAUACUGAAGAUGCGGCAGGACGCAGUCAAAGAGGGGCAAGAGAUGAGUGAAGAUUUCCUCGUGGCGCAAGCGUCGAUAUUCCUGCAAGGUGGAUUCGACACCUCAGCAGUCGCAUUGACAUACAUUAUUUAUGAACUGGCUUUCGCGCCAGAAGCGCAGGAGAGAUUAUAUGAGGAAAUUGCUAAGACUAAGGAAAGAAUAGGAGACAGAGAUUUUGAUGCCACCACGCUUAGCGAGAUGCCUUACCUUAACGCUGUUAUAAAAGAGGCUGUAAGGAAAUACCCUGCAAUGGCGUGGCUAGACCGCGUGGCGUCCAAGAGUUACGAGAUCGAUGAGAACCUCACCAUUGAGCCAGGCACAGUGGUAUAUAUAAACACCAUGGGCAUACAGAACGACCCUCAGUAUUUCCCGGAGCCAGAGGAGUUCAAGCCAGAAAGGUUUUUGCCCGAGAAUGAAGAUCAGAUCACUCCUUACACGUUCUUGGCGUUCGGUGAUGGGCCGAGGCAUUGCAUUGGUGAAAGGUUUGCUUACCAGACGAUACGGUAUGCGCUGGCGCACGUGAUAUACAACUUCAAGGUGAAAAAGAUCGAAAAUUCGAAAUGUCCGUCCGAGUGUAGUUUUGAGAAGAAAGGCAUGUUCCUGACGCCUGGAGAGACAUUAUUCGUAAACUUUGUACCCAGGAUGUAAAAUAAAUUAUUUAUAGAA
Messenger RNA from Manduca sexta (tobacco hornworm), 1599 nucleotides. Its product is annotated as cytochrome P450 6k1. The transcript has 9 exons. The coding region runs from base 43 to 1581 and encodes 512 amino acids. Lineage: Eukaryota; Metazoa; Arthropoda; Insecta; Lepidoptera; Sphingidae. Gene Ontology annotation, molecular function: oxidoreductase activity, acting on paired donors, with incorporation or reduction of molecular oxygen; iron ion binding; monooxygenase activity. The record is from RefSeq and is a predicted model, not a curated record.